This is a messenger RNA of Setaria italica (foxtail millet), 1313 nucleotides long. Its product is annotated as probable glutathione S-transferase GSTU6. Gene Ontology annotation, molecular function: glutathione transferase activity. The transcript has 2 exons. The record is from RefSeq and is a predicted model, not a curated record. Gene Ontology annotation, cellular component: cytoplasm. Gene Ontology annotation, biological process: glutathione metabolic process. Bases 306 to 1037 code for a protein of 243 amino acids. Lineage: Eukaryota; Viridiplantae; Streptophyta; Magnoliopsida; Poales; Poaceae.
CGGAGCUGGAGCUGUCAGCGGCAGCAGCGAGAUCAAGGCGCUCCUCUGCGUGAUGUUACACAUCGACUGGACUAGGAGACGCGUGGCGCAAAGACUAAUCAACUCGAUCAGCCAGCAUCCUAGGACGCCAAUAGCCAAAGCCAAUCCAAUUAUCAAAACUUAAAUAAUCACUUCCAGGUUCCGGCCAGGCUCCGUGCAUUUGAUCGGCUCUUAGUUUUGACCGGAGCAGAGCCUGCCAGAGGCAACACUAUUCCCUGGAGUUGAAGCCAAGAAAAGCUUUGGUUCGGCUGGCCUGCGGGGACAACAUGGAUGCUGCCGGAGCUCGCGAGCUCAAGGUGCUGGGCGCGUGGGCGAGCCCCUUCGUGCUGCGGGUGCGCGUGGCGCUGCACCUCAAGGGCCUGGACUACGAGUACGUGGAGGAGGACCUGACCAACAAGAGCGAGCUGCUCCUCGCCUCCAACCCCGUCCACGAGAAGGUCCCCGUCCUCCUCCACGCAGGCAAGCCGGUGUGCGAGUCCAUGCUCAUCGUGGAGUACCUCGACGAGGCCUUCGCCGGAGCCAGCCCGCCGCUCCUACCCGCCGAUCCCCACGGCCGCGCCGCCGCCCGAUUCUGGGCCGCCUACGUCGACGGCGAGCUGCUGAGCUCGUGGCUGGCGAUCCACGCGGCGGGGACGGAGGACGACAAGGCGGCGGCGGUGGCGCGGACCCUCGCGGCGGUGGACGCCCUGGAAGGCGCGCUCGCGGACGCGGAGCAGCGCUCGGGGUGCGAGGGGUGGUUCGGCGGCGAAGGCGUCGGGUUCGUGGACCUCGCGCUCGGCGGGUUCGUGCCGGCGAUACAGGCGUCGGAGCCGACGACCGGGCUGAGGAUCGUGGACCCCGCAAGGACGCCGCGGCUGGCAGCGUGGGUGGACCGGUUCCGCGCGCUCCACGCGGCCCGGGCGGCCAUGCCGCCGAUCGACCGCCUCGUCGAGAUGGGAAAGAAGAGGCUCACGGAAGCGCACGCCGCGGCGGCGGGGGCGCCGGAGGCAAGCAAAUGAGCGUGGCAUGCCUCGCGCGCUCACGAGCACUGAGGCUCUGAGCUACGUGCUUAUUUUCCGAUUCUGUUUUGCCGAGAAAUAAAGCAAGAUUGGCUACUUGAGAUGUGAGGUUUAGCUUGCUGCACCGUGCAGUGAACCAUUCAGUAUUUUAGCUACGGUUUUGUUGUAAAAAUAUAAGAUAGUAUUUGGUUCGCGCUAAGGUAACGUAAACGCAAAGGGAAUCAGAUUACAGUGUAUUUAGUGGUGGAAUGAGUGAUUACCCUCUUUGUUUGGUUA